Messenger RNA from Ilex paraguariensis (yerba mate), 364 nucleotides. NCBI's taxonomy places the organism in Eukaryota, Viridiplantae, Streptophyta, Magnoliopsida, Aquifoliales, Aquifoliaceae. The record is from the annotation of a GenBank genome assembly.
CCACAACCUGGCUCUCCGGCGACAACCACCGGCUACUGAAAUCUUCCUGCAACAAUAAAGGCAGUUUUCCGGUAACCGAUGGAGAAUGGCGGUGGAAGCUGGUGUUGGACAAACGAGAGACCGUUUUUUGCCGGACAGUUCUGAAUCUACCCUAGACUUGACGAAAGAAAGAGGAAGAAGAUUUUCCACCUCAGAUAUUAUGGAUCCAAGAAUCAGGACGGACAAGAAGAUCAGACGACCCUUAUCCCAAUCGUACAUUUCAUCACAAGAUCAGGUGGUCCCACAGUUGCAAAACAAAAAGGAUGAUAAGAAAGGGAGAGACCGCCGUGGUGUCCCCGUCACUCAGACUACACCUUCCAACUGA